Molecule: messenger RNA, 1071 nt
Organism: Aphanomyces astaci
Lineage: Eukaryota; Oomycota; Saprolegniomycetes; Saprolegniales; Verrucalvaceae
Exons: 7
Coding region: 1-1071 (356 amino acids)
Source: RefSeq, a predicted model, not a curated record
AUGAUGGGACUGUUUCGUGCGGCCAUCUUCGUCGUGCUCGCCAUGCUCCCGAGUUGCUCCGUGGGAGAUAUCCCUACGACAACACCUGGAUUCACGUACAAAGACGGCCUGCCGCAAGCUCCCGUGCACCUGCAAGUGUUCAUCGACCUGUUGUGUCCAUACAGCAAAGCAGCGUACCCCGCGCUGAAACAACUCCGCGAUACGUUUGAAGGCAAGGACUUCCGCCUUACGUUCCAAAUGCUGCCCCUUCCCUUCCAUCGCGACGCGUUCCUCGCUGCUCAGUCUACUUUGUCCGUGAGCUUCGUGCCGUGGCUGGAAACGAUCUACGCCAACCAAGACAAGCUGUCCAACACCAACACCCUCAAUACGACCUCCAACCAGAGCGCGAACACCCCCGAGUACCUGAACUAUGACGCUGCAGCCCCGAUUUCGGAGCAGAAUCUGUUCAUGCCCCUGUUCUCGCGCAGAGUGCGGAACGUGUACGGCUGGCUGACCUGGAUUACGUCAUCGCUGUUGCUCUUCAACUUUUGUGAAAACGACAUGGCUCGCCGCUACUCGAACCUUGGUCCCAUCAGCAACAAGACGCUCAUGAAACGGAUGCACCAAAUUGGGUCGACAUAUUACGUGGCGGUCUUUGCGUCGUUCCCAAGUGAUUCGUUGCGUGGAUACGAGAAAGUGUUGCUCGCAUUGUCGCCGAUGAACGACGAAGAAUCAUUGAGUGCUACAGCCUUCCUGGAAUUUUUCGACUUUGUCCUCGAUGUGUACGGCGAACGGCGCCGAAAUGUGGUGGUCCUGAUCGGCGACAAUUGUGCCACGAACCGUGCCUUUACUCGCUUGGCUGGCAUCCCUAUGGUGGGUUGUGCCUCUCAUCGGUUCAACUUGUUCGUCAGUGAUCCGAAUGACACCAUUGUGUCCCAAGCAGCGCAACAAGACACGAUGAAGCUCAUCGGUCGCCAUAUUGACGACAUCGACAUGCUACUGCUUAACGGUCGGCAAGAUCGUGAUGUGGAGCCGUUGAUUGCCCAGAUCACCGACUUGAACUCAGUGACGCUUGCGCUCCGGGACGAGUAG